AUGGUUCCUUUAGGUUGGGCUGGCGGCACGGUGGGUCUAAUUUUAACAGGAGCUAUUUCACUGUAUGCAAACACUCUGAUUGCUCGCCUUCACGAGGUCGGGGGAAAGAGGCAUAUCAGGUACAGAGACUUGGCUGGCCACAUCUAUGGUAAGUACUCUUUCCAAUCUCCAGACGUAUUUCACACCAUCACAUGUGAAAAUAAUUUAUUUAACUUUAUUUUUAUUAUGACAUUAUUCAAAAAAGAUUCUGAGCAUCCAUCUUUGCCCCAAUUAUUUUUUUUUUCUCCCGAGCCAGCAUUUAAUUUACAUACGAAUUUUACUUCUUAUUGAGUACAGGCAAGAGAAUGUAUUUCAUUACGUGGGCGCUGCAAUUCCUAAAUCUUUUUAUGUUCAACACUGGAUACCUGAUCUUGGCUGGACAAGCUUUAAAGGUUUGAUGUGAUGUUUUUCACACGUAUAUGAUCCAGUUUACUUUUAAUCCAUUGAUCUUCAUUUUUAUGCAGUAAGCACGAAAAUCCUUCUUUUUAAUAUAGUUUUUUUGUCGAUCAAAGUGCCCUUGUAUUUCAUUUAUUUGCAUAGUGUUUGUCCACAUCCAUUUUGUCUGACUUUCCCUGAUUGGCCGAUCCAUGUGUUUUGAUGAAAGACUACUUGUUACACGGCUAUACACGUUAUCCCUUUGAGUGAGUAAAUACACCACAUUUUUCCACCACUGACGUUUCAGUGGAUCGGCCAAUCCUAGGGUUUCUUCUUAUUAAUAUUUUAGAAGGUCACUAUCCUAGGGUCUGUUUAUAUAGCCUCUUGACCAAAAAAUAUUCACUCAAACGUCCUUCCAUAUUUUAUUAGUAGCCGACCCUCUAUGUUAGCUCUCUUCGUGCAUUUUUCUCAUUUUAUUAUAGAACAUUGCAUUUCUGGUCGCUGCAUAUAAGCUCUCUCCGUCUCUUCCUCUUAACCUGAAAACAAUGAUUCCCCCUAUCUUAGGGAACGGAAAAUCCUUCAGCCAUCACUUCUACGUUUGACCUGGGCUAAUCAAUGCCCUCUAUGGAGAAUCAAAUGCUUUUCUUCAGAGGAUAUUUUUCCGCAAUCAGCUCUAUUACUUGUUUAUUAUCUCUAUCUUAAAACUUCUGGAAAUUUUCUUCGCGGCGCAGGCAGUAUAUGUUCUCUACCGCGACGAUGGAGCCUUGAAGCUUCCGUACUGCAUUGCGAUUGCUGGUGUCGUCAGCGCUCUAUUCGCUUUCGGGAUUCCUCAUUUGUCAGCUCUUAGAAUCUGGCUGGGCUUUUCCACGUUCUUCACUCUCAUCUACGUAAUCGCGGCACUCGUGCUAUCAAUUAAAGACGGUAACCACCAUGCCCGCUCCCAUGUUUUUUGUUGGUCUGGUUAUGAUCACUCCUCAAUUCCACCCCCCCACCCCGUGAAAAGCCCUAGCAUCUGUUUCUGCUGCAGGAACCAACGCCUCGGCCCGGGACUACAGCAUCCCGGGAUCAAAGAUGAACAGGAUCUUCGGCAUCAUCGGUUCCAUGGGCACCCUCGUCUCCCUCGGCAACACAGGCAUUCUGCCGGAGAUACAGGUUACGAACGAAGCUCCCCCAUCUAUGAUCUACAUAUAGUGCGCUCACCGCGUUUUCACCAAUCAUCUGGUUCUUUCACACGCAGGCCACCCUGAGGCCUCCUGCUAUCAGGAACAUGGAGAAGGCGUUGCGGCUUCAGUUCACUGCCGGCAUGUUGCCUCUGUACGCCGUCGCCUUCACGGGCUACUGGGCAUACGGGUCUUCGACAUCGAUCUAUCUCCUCAACAGCGUCAACGGCCCGGUCUGGGUCCUGACGCUGGCUAACAUCGCCGCAUUUCUUCAGACAAUCGUCUCCCUCCACGUACCUCUCCUCUCCUCUUCAAUAUCGGCCUCGGUUUUUCGAAAUUUAAUCUGUAGCUCAGCAUCUUGCUCUGAACUGUACGCAGAUCUUCGCCAGCCCAAUGUACGAGUACAUCGACACGAGGUACGGGAUGGACAAAGGCAACGCCUUUUCUUUCCACAGUCUCUUGUUCAGAGUGGGCGUGAGAGGAGGCUACCUGGCCAUAAACACGCUGGUGGCCGCCCUGCUGCCGUUCCUGGGGGAUUUCAUGAGCCUCAUCGGCGCCUUCUGCAGCUUCCCCGUCACCUUCGUCCUGGCCAACCACAUGUAUCUGACGGCGAAGAAAAGCAAGAUCUCAGUGCCGCAACGUGCAUGGCACUGGUUGAACGUCGUCGGCUUCAGCUGCCUUGCUGUCGCUUCCGCAGUGGCGGCCCUCAGAUUCAUCGUCCUCCACUCCAAAACUUACAACGUAUUUGCAGAUCUGUGA
Spirodela intermedia is the source of this 2333-nucleotide messenger RNA. The record is from the annotation of a GenBank genome assembly. NCBI's taxonomy places the organism in Eukaryota, Viridiplantae, Streptophyta, Magnoliopsida, Alismatales, Araceae.